UCGGGCGACUUUAACGCGGCCGAUCCCGUCCCGGUAUUACACACCGGCGCCGCCGGUCUCCAAAGAGCCGAAAGAAAGGGAAAGUCCGCUGUAGACCGGCCGCGAACUUUAGCGCUCUCAGUCCACAGAAAGCGAGCGUGCGCCCGCUCGCGUCGCGUCGCGCGAGCUAUCUCGAAGUCUCCCGCGCGAGCGAAAAGAAAAGAAGUAGCGGCGUAUAGUUUAAAGUCGUAAAAAAAAAUCGCGAAAAAAUAAACGGAGUGCGUGCGUGCGUGCGUACAUAUGCCAACUCGCGAGCUUCCGUACUGGCGGCAUCCCAUCGGCGUAUGUCCGCUCAUCGCGGAUGUAUCUCGGUGCACGCACCGCGAGAGGAUAAGAGCGCAUCGUGGUCUUGCCUGAUGCGAUGCGGUCUGCCGCGAAUGCCGUGACGCGCAGCUUGGAAGCUAUCGAGAUAGCGGCAGCGCAUCCCUCGGAAUGUACCGACGAUGAAAGACCGAGCAUGAUCGGGGAGUGUUUUACCUUCGUAAAACCGGAUAGCUCGGAACACUCACGAGUACCUCGCUCCCACUCGUGUUUUUAUACUCGUGUACACGACCUCUUGACCGUCGGAGGAUCAUAAUGCUAGAGCCGGUUCUGGGAACGUUGUCGAUCUGGUGGCUGGUGGUGUACGCCAACAUUUUGCUGUUGCUGUCGCCGUUGGUGUUACUGAUGAUCGUCUUCCUCCCGAAUUUCCCGAUCUUGCUGCUGCGGCGAAUCUGUUACAUACCGAUCGAAUCGAUCUGACCAAAAUUAAAUCGUCGAUCGUUUUAUCGGUCGGCGAUUUAUCGAAUUUGUCACGUCAGGCUGCGUUCGGAAACGUCAUUCGAGUGUCCCCGUGUAAUCAUUUCAUCUUUCUCAUUAAAUGUUGAUGCACUAAAAUGAUACACGGCGGAAGGCACUCGGGUGACAUUUCCGAACACAGUCUUGAGGUGUAUGUGUGUGUGAUGUGGCUGUUGUUACGUUAUCUUUGUCGCGACGCGUAGUCGAAACAAUUUAUAACGUAGCGCGUAUAUAUUAAGUAGUAACGUUGCGCGCAACUCGAGAAUAAUCAAAAUUAAUGCGCGAGCAAUCGCGAAUUCUGGCGCGCGAUUUUGAAUUUCGAUUAAGGUUUCCAUGCAGUUGCUCACGUAGUUUUAAGUAUUUAUUAGCUUUAUAUUGUUACGAUUCGUAACAGCGUAAAUGCGUUUAUAUUCCCGUUAUUACGAUGCUGUGUGGAGUAUGGAACUGAGCCGAGAGCUCGGUUUUGUUAUCACAGUCAUCGGAUAUAUUGACAUAGGCGUGCACCAACACACACGGACCAGCGAUCAAACGCGCGCGUUCGUCAAACAAAGAAUAAUGCGAGGCGUCACGAUUAUACGAGGGACUCGCGAUGCUUGCGCGCUUCCACGUGUAUAUAUGCUGAUAUUCCAGCGUGUUGGCUUACCAAGUUAUGUACGAUGAAUUCCAACGAGACGCUCUUCUUGCUCUGUGUGUCUUGCGUGAGAGCGGCCGAUAUACAUAUGCGCGUACAUGGAAUUUUGAAUGUGCGGCACGAUUUACAUAAAAAUCCUUUCCCAAGCGUUCACAUCAGCGUUUCGUAGUUCGUAUUUCGCUUACUUGCAUGUUAGUAACUACAACGGUAAAACGCGUAACGGGACGCGUUCAUCACAUGAGAGACAUCAAGAAUUGUGGAUUUUUUUUUAUUUCGAAUACGUAUCUGCUCGAAAAUCAGUUUCCUACGACAAGCUAAAUUUCAUCAAGUACAAUUUAUUAGUAAUGAUCGCGUUUGGAUAAUUAUUGUAAACAGCAUUGUACAAAGUUACGGUAGCAAUAAUAACAUUUCGUAAUAAAUUGGCAUCAUGCGCUGUGCAAAAAGAGACACGAUUAGUGUGGGCUUUUUAAACACUAAUAUAUAUCUUCUGUCGCAUACAUUUCCGUAUGUGUUGCUUUCAAGGACAAGUGCAUACAGCAACUGUCAUAAAAAAUCCGUAAUUAGAAGGCGAAUUGAGAGCCGGCAAGGUGAACUACUUUGUGCGAUGGACGAAAUCGAUACAUUAUUAUCGAGUUAUUUAUGAACUUGGAACGGCGCUGGGAAGAAUGAUUAGUAACGUGCCACUUUGUUUUCUGAUUGCAUACCUCGCGAAAAUAAAACUCAGUAUUUGUUACUCUAUAUUAGAAAUGAUUGACAAUGGUCCAUGUACAUAUUGAGAUAUAGAGUAUAGAGAGUUCUUACUUUUUUUUAUAUACUUUUCGUUCUUCGCAUAAACUUGAUCCGCGUAAAUAUUGUAGCGUACCAGAGAUAUAUAUAAUAUAUAAUAGUGGUAACAGUGAAGCUUGACAAUUUUAUAUAAUUAAAAUAUAAAUAUUACAUAAUAAAUUAAAAUUCUGUCUCAUCUUUUCUCCAUAAUUCAGUGUAGCGGAAGAAUCCGGAUUUUAUGUAAGAAUGGCGUGUCUGUUACUCGGACAUUAAAUUAUCCGGGCGUGUACGCGAAUUUAAAAAAUGACUUCCCUGAAGACGUGCGUGUCGUCCCAGGAAUCGUUUCGCUCGUACGCUGCACUCGAUCGCACCGGCGAAGGAGACAUAUCGCAAACGGCUGUCCUUCUACAGUUCUACCGGUGAUAUAGGCUGGUCCGAAGUUGGACAUUAUAGUAGCGAUCGGAGAGUACUUUCGCCGAGAGUCGACCGUAGUGGGGGAGGCGGGACGUGAACCCUGGAACCCCAUGGGCCAUAUAUACUACGGGCCCAUGCAGCGCUCUUGCUACUUGUGGUGUCAGCUUCUCGCGGAUUCCCCGCCGUACAGGAAACGCGCAGGAGACAGAGGAUUGAUAAGCGCGACGCGAAGAUGAAGCUGCUAAUCUUGUGCGUGUUCACUACCGUCGCGUUUGCCGCGCCGGGUCUGCUCAAGGUACCAAAGGUGUACAAUGCCGUGAUCACGAGCAAUCAGAAUCUGUCGCCGUCGCGAGCGUUCCCUGUGAUACAACCGAUCAUCCAUCGAACCGCCGUCGGCUACGUGCCGCCGUUCUAUUACACGCAGAUAGCGCCUCACUUUGCCGGGCCGGAAGUGGUGCAUUAUCCGCUGCUCGCCCCCGCUGGUAAAGCGACCGGGAACGAUCAAGCGCACGCCUCCUCCUCGACGUCUCAUCUAGCCGAGUCGACGAGCUUCGGUGUCGCGAAGGAGCGCGAAGGCGCGACCACCGCCGACCAUCGUGCGAAGGAGAACGGUCCAAAGAACGACGGUACGAGAACGAACUCCGCGAAGAAGAACGAGCAGGUGCCGUUGAGCUUCUACCCGAACUAUCAUUCCCUCUUCUACGAACCGUACAUCUACACGUACAAUGGCUUCAAUCCACAUCUCGUGCCCGGCACUUACUAUGUCGACUACCAACCUUACGAGUCCCUGGAACCGAUCCCGGCCACCACGCCGAGGAACGCCGAUUCCGGUCACCUUUUACCGAGCUUCCACGACGAGAAGAGAACCCGCACGAAGAGCGACAGAGAAAAAAUACCGGAUGUACCGCCGCCACCUCUUCCGACUUCUAUACCGAAGAGCUCUUAAGAACCUUGCAGGGUGGAAGUAUUUCAAACUGAAUCGUGAUAAAUAGGACGAAGAAGGAAGCUUCACGAUUUUUUUUUAUGAACGUUGCAAGCGCGGAUAUAGGUAUGUCGCAUCGAUAAAACAUGUAAAAAUUGGUUGUUUCCUUCUCCUAUUUCUUUAAUUCUUUUUUUUUUUUUUUUUUUUUUUUAAGAAGGUAAAGACCUUCGUUGUUACACAUGUUGAAGAAUAAUCAAUGCUCGUUGGAGCGUUGGCGCAGCUGUGCAAUCAAUUGGCAUUUAGUACAUUGGUCACGCUACAAUAUUGAACUUUGACUGCAAUAGCUUGAAUAUACAUAUGAUCUCCAAUCUACAUGACGAUGCAGAUGUUCGACAAAGUUGAAGAGUUCUAUUUAUAUUAAUGCUACUUUCUAUACUAAUUUGAACCAAAAAAACAAGAUUAUUUUUAUUAAUUUGUGCAGAUAUCUUUCAUGGAGAGAAUUUUGAAGUUUUCGUGAUUUAUUUUAUGUGUUAGUUUUGUACCUCUUGAGAUUACUUGCUUAAUACAAAGUAAGACUAUAAACAAAAACAGUGCCACAAAACAUAUCGAUAUAUUUAUAAAAACUCAAUUUUUUAUUAAAAACUUUUUAUACGUG
Messenger RNA from Wasmannia auropunctata (little fire ant), 4203 nucleotides. RefSeq lists its product as uncharacterized. The transcript is spliced from 3 exons. NCBI's taxonomy places the organism in Eukaryota, Metazoa, Arthropoda, Insecta, Hymenoptera, Formicidae. The coding region runs from base 2859 to 3572 and encodes 237 amino acids. The record is from RefSeq and is a predicted model, not a curated record.